Messenger RNA from Myotis davidii, 2201 nucleotides. RefSeq names its product eukaryotic translation initiation factor 2-alpha kinase 3. The transcript is spliced from 12 exons. Gene Ontology annotation, molecular function: protein binding; ATP binding; protein kinase activity. The record is from RefSeq and is a predicted model, not a curated record. Gene Ontology annotation, biological process: protein phosphorylation. Lineage: Eukaryota; Metazoa; Chordata; Mammalia; Chiroptera; Vespertilionidae. Bases 596 to 2182 code for a protein of 528 amino acids.
UUCCAAACACACCAGGCUUUAGAAGAGCCAUUGUGGCAGCUCCUUUAAGGGCUUCCGCCUCUAAAGCACCGGCACUCGCUUCCAACUCUUCCCGUCACUAGGGACCGACCUCUCCACAGUCAGAAUUGGCCACGUAUUAAGUGCCGCUUCCAGCCAAUCAGGAAGAAGUUAGCUCAGAGCUUUGAGGGGCAUCCGCUUCCACCAAUGAACUUCAAGUGUUCUUUGGCUAAGCGCUUCCGGAACAGGGCCGGGCCUCGGAGGAGACAGUACGAUUUGAUUGGCAGGCGUGAUGUUGACAACCGGGGAAAGCCCACCUUCUGCAACAGGACCAGCUUGGAUUCCCGGAGUGGCAGUGACCGCAGCCAAUCGGAGAGUAGACGCGCGGAAAGUUUGCUCAAUGGGUGAUGUCCGAGGGAGACUGUCACUCAAGUAGCGGUGGCUGAGAGCGAGAUCAUUAGUGAUUAUCAGCACUUUAGAUGGGCGAAUUGCUGCCUUGGAUCCAGAGAAUCAUGGUAAAAAGCAAUGGGAUUUGGACGUGGGAUCUGGCUCCUUGGUUUCAUCCAGCCUUAGCAAACCAGAGGUUUUCGGGAAUAAGAUGAUCAUUCCUUCCCUGGAUGGAGACCUCUUCCAGUGGGACCGAGACCGUGAGAGCAUGGAAACAGUUCCUUUUACAGUUGAAUCACUUCUUGAAUCUUCUUACAAAUUUGGAGAUGAUGUUGUUUUGGUUGGAGGGAAGUCUCUCACUACCUAUGGACUCAGUGCAUGUACUGGAAAGGUGAGGUACAUCUGUUCAGCAUUGGGUUGUCGCCGAUGGGAUAAUGAUGAAAUGGAACAAGAAGACAUCCUGCUUCUACAGCGCACCCAGAAAACUGUUAGAGCUGUCGGGCCUCGCAGUGGCAAUGAGAAGUGGAAUUUCAGUGUUGGCCACUUUGAACUUCGGUAUAUUCCAGACAUGGAAACUAGAGCCGGAUUUAUUGAAAGCACUGUAAAACCCAGUCAGAACAAAGAGUCUGAAAUUAUCUCAGAUGUGGAAGAACAGGAAGCUGCCAUAGUGGACACAGUGAUAAAAGUCUCUGUUGCGGAUUGGAAGGUUAUGGCCUUUAGCAAGAAGGGAGGACAUCUAGAAUGGGAAUAUCAGUUUUGUACUCCCAUUGCGUCUGCCUGGUUGGUGAAGGAUGGCAAAGUCAUUCCCAUCAGUCUUUUUGAUGAUACAAGUUAUGCAUCUAAUGAUGGUGUUUUAGAAGAUGAAGAAGACAUUGUAGAAGCUGCCCGAGGAGCCACAGAAAACAGUGUUUACUUGGGAAUGUACAGAGGCCAACUAUAUCUGCAGUCAUCUGUCAGAAUUUCAGAAAAGUUUCCUACAAAUCCCAAGGCCUUGGAAUCUGUUAAUAAUAAAAAUGAAAUUAUUCCUUUGCCAACAAUCAAAUGGAAACCCUUAAUACAUUCUCCUUCAAGAACUCCUAUCUUGGUAGGGUCUGAUGAAUUUGACAAAUGUCUUAGUAAUGAUAAGUUUUCUCAUGAAGAAUACAGUAAUGGCGCACUUUCAAUCUUGCAGUAUCCAUAUGAUAAUGGUUAUUAUCUACCAUACUACCAGAGGGACAGGAGCAGACGGAGCAUAGGGAGCACCCAGAUCACAGUCCGAGUUCUGAAGAGCCCAGACUACAGCAAGAAUGUCCGCAGAAAGGACCCUGUUCUCCUCCUACACUGGUGGAAAGAAAUAGCCGGGACUAUUCUGUUCUGUAUCAUAGCAACAACUUUUAUUGUGCGCAGACUUUUCCAUCCUCAUCCUCACAGACAAAGGAAGGAAUCUGAAACUCAGUGUCAAACUGAAAGUAAAUAUGAUUCUGUAAGUGGAGAAGCUAAUGACAGCUGGAAUGACAUAAAAAAUUCUGGAUAUAUAUCACGAUACCUAACAGAUUUUGAACCAAUUCAGUGCAUGGGUCGUGGUGGGUUUGGAGUUGUCUUUGAAGCUAGAAACAAAGUAGAUGACUGCAAUUAUGCUAUCAAGAGAAUUCGUCUCCCCAACAGGGAAUUGGCUCGGGAGAAGGUAAUGCGAGAAGUUAAAGCCUUAGCCAAGCUGGAACACCCAGGCAUUGUUAGGUAUUUCAAUGCUUGGUUGGAAGCACCACCAGAGAAAUGGCAAGAAAAAAUGGAUGAAAUUUGGCUGAAAGAUGAAAGGUAACAUUGUUAGACAUAGACUC